Molecule: messenger RNA, 5367 nt
Organism: Oncorhynchus gorbuscha (pink salmon)
Lineage: Eukaryota; Metazoa; Chordata; Actinopteri; Salmoniformes; Salmonidae
Product: dihydrolipoyllysine-residue succinyltransferase component of 2-oxoglutarate dehydrogenase complex, mitochondrial-like
Exons: 21
Coding region: 92-2200 (702 amino acids)
Molecular function (GO): acyltransferase activity
Source: RefSeq, a predicted model, not a curated record
GUCGGCGCAGAGCCUUGACGACAGUUUCUACUGUCAGACCUUCGUUACCACUCUCCCCAUUUCUGGUCGGUUUACCACCACGGUUGAAGCUAUGUUAUCGCAUUCCCGAUGUCUUUCCCGGACACUCGGGCGGUCUCUGUCCGCUUUAAGUCAGGGGAAUAAUGUGCUGGCUGGAAGGACUGCUUCAGGCCUAUCCGUUGGCAACAGGGUUGUCUACAGGAACAGUCAGUCAUUUGAGUCUCCGUCAUCAGUUGGUGUCUUCCACAUCAGAUACUUCAAGACGUCUGCAGCACACAGGGAUGAGGUUGUCACCGUCAACACCCCUCCGUUCUCUGAGUCGAUCACAGAAGGGGACGUCAGGUGGGAGAAAGCUGUUGGAGAUUCAGUGAAAGAGGAUGAGGUGGUGUGUGAGAUCGAGACCGACAAGACCUCGUUGCAGGUGCCGUCUCCAGCGUCCGGUGUGAUCACGGAGCUGCUCGUGCCAGAUGGAGGGAGAGUGGAGGCCGGGAAUCCCCUCUUCAAACUCAAAAAAGGAGCUGCAGCAGCCGCUUCUGUCCCGGCAGCAGAGGCCCCUGCAGCAGCCACUGCUCCAACCCCGGCUGCCAUCCCCGUCGCCAUGCCCGCGGUGCCUCCCGUGCCAACACAAGCAGCCCAAGCCAAACCUGUUUCUGCAGUCAAGCCCAGCGCACCAGCAGCACCAGCAGAACCAGCAGCCCAUGGGGCCAGGACAGAGAGCAGGGUCAAGAUGAAUCGUAUGAGGCUGAGGAUCGCUCAGAGGCUAAAAGAGGCUCAGCAGACUUGUGCCAUGCUCACCACCUUCAACGAGAUAGACAUGAGUCUAACCGUCUACCCCCGCAGUCUAACCGUCUACCCCCGCAGUCUAACCGUCUACCCCCGCAGUCUAACCGUCUACCCCCGCAGUCUAACCGUCUACCCCCGCAGUCUAACCGUCUACCCCCGCAGUCUAACCGUCUACCCCCGCAGUCUAACCGUCUACCCCCGCAGUCUAACCUCUAACCGUCUACCCCCGCAGUCUAACCGUCUACCCCCGCAGUCUAACCGUCUACCCCGCAGUCUAACCGUCUACCCCCGCAGUCUAACCGUCUACCCCCGCAGUCUAACCGUCUACCCCCGCAGUCUAACCGUCUACCCCCGCAGUCUAACCGUCUACCCCGCACCCCACCCCCGCAGUCUAACCGUCUACCCCCGCAGUCUAACCGUCUACCCCGCAUCUAACCGUCUACCCCCGCAGUCUAACCGUCUACCCCCGCAGCAGUCUAACCGUCUACCCCCGCAGUCUAACCGUCUACCCCCGCAGUCUAACCGUCUACCCCGCAGUCUAACCCCCCGCAGUCUAACCGUCUACCCCCGCAGUCUAACCGUCUACCCCCGCAGUCUAACCGUCUACCCCCGCAGUCUAACCGUCUACCCCCGCAGUCUAACCGUCUACCCCCGCAGUCUAACCGUCUACCCCCGCAGUCUAACCGUCUACCCCCGCAGUCUAACCGUCUACCCCGCAUCUAACCGUCUACCCCCGCAGUCUAACCGUCUACCCCAGUCCGCAGCCUACCGUCUACCCCGCAGUCUAACCGUCUACCCCCGCAGUCUAACCGUCUACCCCCGCAGUCUAACCGUCUACCCCCGCAGUCUAACCGUCUACCCCCGCAGUCUAACCGUCUACCCCGCAUAUUUAAAAAAUCUGAGGAUGAUUUUAGUCUCUUCCUGUUUCCUGUCCCCAGUGAUUGACGAUACAACCAAAGAGAUUGUGUACAGGGAUUAUGUUGACAUCAGUGUGGCUGUGGCCACUCCCAAGGGACUGGUUGUACCGGUUAUUCGCAACGUAGAGACCAUGAAUUUUGCUGACAUUGAGAAAACCAUCAACGGUCUGGGAGAGAAGGCUCGUAAUAAUCUGCUGGCUGUGGAGGACAUGGACGGAGGAACCUUCACCAUCAGUAACGGAGGAGUGUUCGGUUCCAUGUUCGGCACGCCCAUCAUCAACCCGCCCCAGUCAGCCAUCUUGGGCAUGCACGGUAUCUUCGACAGGCCCGUGGCCAUCGGCGGCAAGGUGGAGAUCCGGCCCAUGAUGUACGUGGCUCUGACCUACGACCAUCGGCUGGUCGAUGGCAGGGAAGCCGUCACCUUCCUGCGUAAGAUCAAGUCCGUGGUUGAAGACCCCCGUGUUCUACUGCUCGACAUGUGAUCCCAACCUCCCAUCACUACUGCAGGGCCACGUUCAGUACACAGGACUGUUGCCUGACAUUAUAGAGGGUUAUGCUAUAAACGCAGAAUCAGAGUCAGCCAGCUAACUUUGAUCGGCAACCAGAAAUAACUAGUUAUUGAUCUGGUUCAUUAAGAAAGCUCAACUUAGAUUUGCAUUUAUUUUUUGGGUUGUUCGGUCAAUUUUGACCAUGCUCAUUUCAAGGUUAUCCCCCCCCACCAAAAAAAAUGUAAAAAGUUAUUUCAGAAUAUUUAGGUAAGUUAGCUGGCUCUCGUUGACCCUGCUUUGUAGUAUAACCCUCAGAUAGAAGUGUUGUGAAUAGAGCAGACUUGAUUCCUUCUUAUACCCUCGAAAGGGAUGUUGUUUCAACAUAAUGCUCCAAAACGUUGUGCCCUGCUGAACGCACCCCAAAGCUAUUUAAACAUCACUCAGCCUCUGUAUAAAACCAACCCCCCCCCUAAAAAAAAAAACACAAGCGACAGCCAAAUCUUGUCAUGUACUGCUUUUGGUUAAAGAGAGAGAACCUGAGUCCCUGAUCUGGUUGUGGUGUUUUGUCAAGAAAGGACAUAACAGAUAUAUGGGAAUCACGCAAACUGAGAAUUUAAUGUUGAGAUUAUUCACUUUAAUUAUUGGGUGGUGUCAAUCUGCAGCUUUUGUUCAGAUUGACAUGUCAGAUUGAUUCAAUGGUUGGUCAACAUCAUACAGUGUUACCACUGACUGACUGAACCUACCAGGUCUGAUCUGUCUCAAUGUUAGACUGACUGAACCUACCAGGUCUGAUCUGUCUCAACGUUAGACUGACUGAACCUACCAGGUCUGAUCUGUCUCAAUGUUAGACUGACUGAACCUACCAGGUCUGAUCUGUCUCAACGUUAGACUGACUGAACCUACCAGGUCUGAUCUGUCUCAAUAUCUGACUGACUGAACCUACCAGGUCUGAUCUGUCUCAAUAUCUGACUGACUGAACCUACCAGGUCUGAUCUGUCUCAACCUACCAGGUCUGAUCUGUCUCAAUGUUAGACUGACUGAACCUACCAGGUCUGAUCUGUCUCAACGUUAGACUGACUGAACCUACCAGGUCUGAUCUGUCUCAAUAUCUGACUGACUGAACCUACCAGGUCUGAUCUGUCUCAAUGUUAGACUGACUGAACCUACCAGGUCUGAUCUGUCUCAAUAUCUGACUGACUGAACCUACCAGGUCUGAUCCAGUAUAUCCGACUAUUAGACAGUGUACUGUACCAUGUGUAUCCAGUAUAUACGACUAUUAGACAGUACUGUACCAUGUGUAUCCAGUAUAUACGACUAUUAGACAGUGUACUGUACCAUGUGUAUCCAGUAUAUACGACUAAUAGACAGUGUACUGUACCAUGUGUAUCCAGUAUAUACGACUAGUAGACAGUGUACUGUACCAUGUGUAUCCAGUAUAUACGACUAGUAGACAGUGUACUGUACCAUGUGUAUCCAGUAUAUACGACUAGUAGACAGUGUACUGUACCAUGUGUAUCCAGUAUAUACGACUAAUAGACAGUGUACUUGAGAUAGAAACGGACACUUUAUUUUUCUUCAAAGCAUCAUGAAUUUUGUGUAAUUUUUAUUUUUAUUUUUUUUAAACACCGUGAUUUUCAUUGAGCUGUACAUGUAAUCUAUCCGUGCUCGUGAUUUAAAGCCAAUACAUGUUUUUAUAACGCUGCCCUAAAGAAGUGCUCGGUCGGACAAGAUGAAGUCCAUUCUGGAGCUCCUGUGCUGUUUGACUAUCCCGGGUCCGUGUUUUUGACAGAGCUGUUCAUGGGGGAUGCAGACGCCUGUCUCCCCUGUACGUCUCUUGGCUUCCUACUGUUGCAGUAACUUCUGCUUAUUUUGGGAUGACUGUCCCACUGAGCAGCAUUGGGAAGUGAUUGGAAUCUCAUGGAAACUACCACACGCAUUGGAGUGCGUCCAUAAUGGCAUCCUAUUUCGUUUAUAUAGUGCACUACAAAAGUAGGGCACUAUAUACGGAUUAGGGUGCCAUUUCAGAUACAGAUAUUGUCUUUGAGCUUUUGGUAGAGAAGGGAAUAACCACUUUCUGUCGUGUCUCUCUCCAGAUGGACUUCUGUCUGUCCGCGAGAAGGUACCAUGCUGUAGAACACCCGGACGCUAGUUUGGUUCAGGACUUACACAACACCGUUUUGGGAGUAGUUUUCAAAGGAGCACAAUUUAGCAGCAUGCACAAUGUAUUUCUCAUGAUAACCUCUUCUUUGUGGAACCCACCCAGGUAAAGAUUCUGUCUGUGCUGUAUACGAUGCUAUGUAACUAUUUAAAAACAGCUAUUGUAGGUAGCAACGCCUAAUGACAUGGCGUUAUAUAGCAUUUAUGAUGGGUUUAUUAAAUAGUAAAUCGUUUAUUUAAUUAUUACUCCAUUCAUAAGAUGUUUUAAUAUAGGUCAUUUAUAAACCAUUUAGUUAAGUCGUUUAGUUUAAAAUAUUAUUUUGCUUGAACCUCAUCUAAAGUGUGGGUUAUUUAUAAAAAUAUAUUUAAAUAUGUAUUAUUUUGUGAGGGUAGAGACUUUACAAACCCGGAACUCCCAGAACUAAAUCUACUGACAAGAUGAUUGAUGCAAGGUUUCAGUUCCGGGUUAAUUGAGAUAAGACUGCUCUUAAGGCAUGACUGCAAACCACACUUUGCUUUUGGUAGAAAGGUCACUGCCAAGAAACGCUAAUGUUCAAAACAUCGUCGGUGUUGUGGGCUUAUUGUUUUAACCGUUGAUAAAGUUCGAGGGAACGUUUAGAGACCUUAGGGAGCAUCAGAUGCUCCUGGAAUGUCUACCAUUGACCAUGUCCAUCUUCUGGUGAGGAAAUUACACUGGUCACUCAAAACAUUUAUAAAAUUAAUUAUAAAGUAUAAAUAGACAACUUUUGAUUAAAUCAUGCAAAAAUACUUUACUAAUGAUUAGUAGAUGGUUUAGAAGGACUUAUAUUAAACAUCUUAGGAAACGUUAUUAAAUACUUUAAAAGUUGUUUUAUAAAUGUGUGAAUAACUAGGUUACUAACUUUUUUUUUUUUUACAAAUGUGAGUAAUGAUGAAUAAAGGAUUUACUAAUCCAUUAUAAAGUGCUUUAAUGUGGAGUUAUUAUAGUGUGCUACCCAACAUUAAAACAUCUUUGUUUAAAUUGA